CUUCUCCGCAGAAGGGAGUUAGCUAGAGAGAAAGCAAGAGAUGAUUAAGUUAGGAUCAAGGAGGAUUUUCAGGAGCAAUUCCAAAGUUGGUGGUGGAGGAGGAGGAGGUGGUAAUGGUGGGUGCGGCCGGGGUGACAUCGAGUGGGAAGUAAGGCCUGGAGGCAUGCUGGUCCAGAAGAGAGUGAGUGGAAGACAAGAGGAUGAAGUGAUUCAACUCAGGAUCACAACUGGUUCAUGGUGGCAUGACAUCUCCAUUAGAGCCACUUCUACUUUUGGAGAGUUGAAGGUGGUGUUAUCUUUGGUAACUGGCUUAGAGCCAAGAGAGCAAAGACUCCUAUUUAGAGGAAAGGAAAGAGAGGAUGGUGAUCACCUUCACAUGGUGGGGGUUCAGGAUAGGGACAAGGUGCUGCUGUUAGAAGACCCGGCCAUCAGAGAAAGAAAGCUUCGCUCCAUGGCAAUGGCGCAAGCCAUGAGAAGCCCUUGCCAAACCUUCAUAGCAGUGUAGACUUUGCUCCUUUUUGUUGAAACUAACAAGUUGAUGUGAUCUGAGACUGAAAAAGUCCAUUUGACCAACUUUCCCAGUCACAUGGUUGAUGGAUAUGUAAGAUGAUUUGAGUAACCUACA
Molecule: messenger RNA, 625 nt
Organism: Elaeis guineensis (African oil palm)
Lineage: Eukaryota; Viridiplantae; Streptophyta; Magnoliopsida; Arecales; Arecaceae
Product: BAG family molecular chaperone regulator 2
Molecular function (GO): protein binding
Source: RefSeq, a predicted model, not a curated record